Messenger RNA from Hevea brasiliensis (rubber tree), 1771 nucleotides. Its product is annotated as probable WRKY transcription factor 9. Lineage: Eukaryota; Viridiplantae; Streptophyta; Magnoliopsida; Malpighiales; Euphorbiaceae. Gene Ontology annotation, molecular function: DNA-binding transcription factor activity; sequence-specific DNA binding. Bases 23 to 1576 code for a protein of 517 amino acids. Gene Ontology annotation, biological process: regulation of DNA-templated transcription. The transcript is spliced from 5 exons. The record is from RefSeq and is a predicted model, not a curated record.
AUUGCAUCUUGUAAUCUCUCAAAUGGGUAGAGAAGAAACGAAAAUGGAUAUUGAUCUUUCCCUGAAAAUAGAUAUUGAAGAAGAAGUUCAAGAAGUUGAAGAAAAUGGUGAAGAAGAGAAGGUAGAUUUGCAAGAAACAAAUGAUAACGAAGCAACAGCAACAACAGUUACCGGAGGAGAAGAAGCAGAUGAUUCUUCUGUAGAAUUAUCCUUGCAAGAUAACACCAAGACAGAAGAGUUAUCAGCUCUGCAGAUGCAGAUGAAUAGAAUGAAAGAGGAGAACAAAGUCUUGAGAAGAGUAGUAGAACAAACCAUGAAAGAUUACUAUGAUCUUCAAAUGAAAUUUGCAGUUAUCCAGCAAAAUAACCAGAAGGAUCCACAUAUCUUUCUCCCAAUUAAUGUUAAUGACGAGAAAGCUCUUCAAGAACCAAAGGGAUCAGUUCCAGAAUUUUUGGACGCUAAUAAUCAUGGACGUUUAGCUUCUUUACCAAAGGAUAAUGAUAGGAUUCUUGGAGAAAAAGAUUUAGGCCUGUCAUUGAGGCUGCAAAUUGAUCACUCAGAUCAUCAUCAAGAAAUAGAGGAAGAUUAUAAAGAAGAAAUCAACAAGGAAGAAAAUGGAAACCAUGCGUCGGUGCCCAAUAAUAAUAAGCUUCAAAGAACUGAUCAUCACUUGGCUGGACUCACUAGUCAUGCAGCUUCUCUACCCAACAGAAAAGCUAGGGUUUCAGUCAGAGCUAGAUGUCAAGCAGCAACAAUGAAUGAUGGCUGCCAAUGGAGAAAAUAUGGGCAGAAAAUUGCCAAAGGCAAUCCUUGCCCUCGAGCCUACUAUCGUUGCACAGUAGCUCCAGGAUGCCCAGUCAGGAAACAGGUGCAAAGAUGCCUAGAGGACAUGUCAAUUCUCAUAACAACCUAUGAAGGAACCCACAAUCACCCACUUCCUGUAGGUGCAACAGCCAUGGCAUCAACUGCUUCAGCAGCUGCUUCCUUCAUGUUAUUGGAUUCUAGCAAUCCUCUAUCUGAUGGAAUUCAUAAUUUCACCCAAUCAUCACUCCCAUAUCGUGGGGGUGGGGCCGGCUCUCAUCACAUGUUUUAUCCUUAUUCGUCACCUUUUAGAAGCAUAAACCCUAAUGAUCCUUCUAAAGGGAUUGUUCUUGAUCUUACACACAACAGUACUCAUGACCAUCCUCCACAAAAAUUCCCAUUACCUAGCUCAUCAUCACAUCUUUCAGGCCAACCCUUGUUUUCUUGGAUGCAAAACAAGUCAUCAAGUCACCAAAAUAGUGGAAAUAACACUAGUGCUGCUAGCCUUAGGGAUGAAAGAGGUUGGAAAGGUGAAGAUCAAGACAAAUCACUAGCUGAAAAUGUUACUUCUAUUGCAUCUGAUCCAAAAUUCAGGGUUGCUGUUGCAGCUGCUAUCACAUCUCUCAUCAAUAAAGAAAAGGGUACCCCUCAUGCCAUGAGGCCUUCCUUGGUUCCUAUUAAGGAAGGAGAAGUUGGUAGCUCUAGUACCAAGAAUUGGGUUCUUGAAUCUCUCUCAGCUGCAAGUGGUAAGCCAAUCAGAAAUUCAUCACCUUGAAAUUAAAGAAUCUGUAUAAGAUCAAUAAUUUCUUCAAAAACAUCAAUUAGAAUAUACAAAAAUUAUGUAAUAUUAAGUACUUGUUUAGAUUUGGCUACUACCGAAUAAAAUUCAUACCAGAUUGAUAAAUUUUCUUUUUUUUUUUUCCAAGCUUUUCUUACCUUUUUUUUCUUUUGUAUAAUUACCUGAAUUUAA